ACGAGGUUAGAGCGCUAGCUAGCUGAACCAAUAGUGCGAAGUGAAAACUAGGAAUUGAAGCGCAAACACGGAUUUCCUGUGGGAUAAACAUACAGGCCUGGCUGAUAUAACGAUGCCACACUCGAGACGGUACCCGUCCUCAGAAAGGGCCAGCCGGAGCAGCUAUCAAGACCGGGACAGAGACAGAGGACGCAAGCAGAGGCACCGCAGAUCGCCCUCUUUUUCCUCUAGCAGUGACCGGGAGAGGGAUCGGGACAGAAGGGGACGGGGAAACCGACAGGAGGGAAGCUACGCUCGCUCCAGGAGCUACGAUAAUCGCUCGGCAGACCGCAGGCCAUACGACCGGCGCUACUGUGAGGGCUACCGGCGCCUGGACCAGAGCCGCGAACGAGACCGCGGAAACCGGGAAAGGGAACAUGGAGGUGCACCAGCAGCAGUAGCCGACGGCGGUUACUACGCACGUGACUUCUCACCGAGCAUGUGCGACUACCGGAGGGGGCGCGAGAGGGAACGGGAGGAGUCGUACCGAAGGAAGGGCAGCAGGCGUAAGCACAAACGAAGGCGGCGUAGAACCAGGUCCUAUAGCCCAUCCUCCUCGCGGAGUGACAGCCGGACGCGGGCACUGAGUGUGAGGGACGACGAGGAAGGGCACCUGAUCUGUCGGAGUGGGGACGUCCUGCAAGAGAGAUAUGAGAUUGUCAGCACUCUGGGGGAAGGCACCUUUGGGAGGGUGAUGCAAUGUAUUGACCAUCGUCGGGGAGGGGCCGCUGUUGCUCUGAAGAUCAUAAAAAAUGUGGAGAAAUACAAGGAAGCAGCUCGUCUGGAGAUCAAUGUGCUGGAGAGAAUCAAUGAGAAAGAUCCGGAAAACAAACACCUGUGUGUGCAGAUGUACGACUGGUUCGACUACCACGGCCACAUGUGUAUCUCCUUCGAGCUGCUGGCCCUCAGCACCUUCGACUUCCUCAAGGAGAACAAUUACCUGCCCUAUUCCAUCGCCCAGGUCCGACACAUGGCCUACCAGCUAUGCCUGUCCGUCAAGUUUCUUCAUGAUACCAAGUUGACGCACACAGACCUGAAGCCAGAAAACAUCCUGUUUGUCAAUUCCGACUUCACGAUGACCUAUAACGUAGAGAAGAAGCGCGACGAGCGGACAGUGAAGAGCACGGACGUACGGGUGGUGGACUUUGGUAGCGCCACAUUUGACCACGAGCACCACAGCACCAUCGUCUCCACACGACACUACCGCUCCCCGGAAGUCAUACUAGAGCUGGGCUGGAGCCAGCCGUGUGAUGUGUGGAGCAUCGGUUGCAUCCUGUUCGAGUACUACCUGGGCUUCACCUUGUUCCAGACUCAUGAUAACAGGGAGCAUCUGGCCAUGAUGGAGAGAAUACUGGGGCCGGUGCCCUCCAGGAUGAUACGCAAGACGAGGAAGCAGAAAUAUUUUUACCGUGGACGUCUGGACUGGGACGAGAGCUCGUCAGCUGGGAGAUACGUGAGGGAGAACUGCAAACCCUUACGGAGGUACCUGUUGUCGGAAGCCGAGGAGCACCAUCGGUUGUUUGACCUGAUUGAGAGCAUGCUGGAAUACGAGCCCGCUAAACGCCUGGCCCUGGCAGACUCCCUCAGACACCCUUUCUUCGAAUCGGGGACAGCAGGCGAUGCGGUGGGGGGGAAGACCUGGGAGGGCAACCGCGACAUCAGCCGGUGACCCGGGACCUCCACAGACUCUUAACGAUAGAGCGAUUUAUUUUUUUCAGGUGGAGCAGACCGAUACGACCACUUAAGGCGGUACGGCCAAAUUCGAUGGACCUUACCAGUCUGUCUGAAAUCCUUUGGCCAUUCAUCACAGCAUGGACCCGUUUCCUCCUGCUUACUGUACUGCCCCCACAGUUAGGAGAGAGGCUCAUGCUGGCAGCUAGAAAACCAGAAGGACUUCAGAAAAAGACAGCCUUCCUUUUAGUCCUCUCGGCUUCUGCUCCGACAGAAGGCAAAUGACCAAGAGAGGAGUUUUUAGCCCAACCUUAGAUUACCCAGACCCAGCUCCAGUCUUCCGCAUGUAAAGGAAAGGACCGGCCUCGUGUAGUGGAACACUAGUGAGAGCAAGAGAAGCCUUGCUCUGAAAGCCAAUAUCGUGACCGCUUCAUUUGAGGUGAAAUGCUUGGAGAAGAGGGGCACUGUCUUGUAUUUAUUUGGAAACUCUUGUCCAUGCCACAGCUAUCGAUCUUGGCUAAUGUUAGCCAAUCGAAUGGCACGUUUCGUCAAUGAGUGAUUGCCACUCCACAUGUAUUGCUUAUAUAGCCUCUCCUAUUGAUAUAAUAUAUCUACUGUAUCUCUGUUACGUAUGCAAUGCUUUUGAGGAGAGGGAUUGAUGCCAUAUUAAUGUAAUAAUAGUACUCACAACUGGACAUGUUUUCUCCGCUGUUCUUCAUCUAGUCUGGGGAAAUGACAGACACUCACAACAAUCAGACCCCCAUACAACACAAUCUGCAGACUGCCUUUUUACAUAUGUGAUAGUAUCAGGCCUGUGGUCUGAGAUGAAGCACACACAGGGUCAUAAUAGUAACGUAUGGCAUCCCGAUGCCACAGGCACACAGCAGCACCCGGUUUACAGUAUUUAUUAUUAUUAUCUCCUCCCUGUACAUUCAUUUUUUUUUUUGUAUAAGAUUUAAAUGUAUAAAACGAUGUAUGAUUCUGUCAAAUUAAAGUUAAGUCCUCCUUUGCCAAGGCUUGUAGCGCCGUUGGUUGAGUUAUGGGGAGGCGUUUUUGUCUUAAGUACUCGACUGUGUCUUUGAACCCUGAUUUAUUUAAUGACUGUAGUGUGUUCGUGGCCAACGAUAUAGAAGGAUGUCAGGAAACCCUUGACUGACCCUGGCCUAUUGCUCUAUUUAGUAGUGUUGUACCAUCAACUCUGCUGCUACCUAAAUAGUCUGUAGAUGAGUAGUGUUAGGACAUGGGCUCUCUCAAAUUACCUUCUCAACCCUAUUUAGAGGAGAAGGACCAUGGUCCCUCCCCUCGGAUGUUCCCCUCCGAUGUGUUUUGAAGAGGAGUAGAAAAGGGUUUCCAAGAAAAUAUGAAUUGAGAUUCACCCAUGGCCACUUCUCUGUAAAGUCUGCCGUGUCACCCACGGGAAGGGGCCAAGGACAGGAGGAUCAGCUCUGGCAGCCAUGCAGGUGUACCUACUGUCAUGGGUCCUCAUCCAUCUUUCAGUAACUCAUCUUGCCACUACCUUUGUCUGUUUGCCUCCCUGCCUGCUUUCCCUCUCUUUUCCCCAUCUGUUACCAUGAAAACUAGAGCAAAGCCUAUACAGAAUCUGUAGAUGUGUGCCAGUAAACUAAGGUUAAGUUCACUGGGUGAACUGAACAAUUAACCUUUAAUAAACGUCUAGCUAUAGAAACAGAAAAUAACCCAGAAAAUACGUUUCAUUGGAUUUUGUACAGUUUAUUUCCAUCAGUCAAAAUGUAUAGACAUGAUCAAGGGUGGUGGGGAUUGAGUGACUUUUGUGCUAUUUGGGUACAAAGUAGUGGACGGCUGAUGGCUCAAGGCUGCGUCAAUGAGUCACUGUCAACUUCAAAUGGCAUCUAUUCUAAAGAAAAGCGGAUAUCCCCUUGCUGACAUUGAAAACAACCGUGAUUCAUGCCUCAAUGCGGUCUUCAUGUCUGCCCCCUCACUCUUUACUUAUGGUCAGAACUAACAGAAAUAUCACCUGGCAACACAGGCCUAUAACUAUACCUACACUGACAGUUCAUUACAAACUAACCAAAUUCAAAGAUUGAAAACUACAUGACAUGACGCUUGUUUCUUUCCUACACUGGUUUGUUUGCGUCCCUGUAGGUUCUAAUGAGAUUAGUGCUUAUGUCUUCAGCUAAUUUGCCUGAGAAGCAGGGAGGGUUGUCUGUGAAAUCCCAAUAAGAGGAGACAAGGCACUUUACCCGGACAAAUGCGCAGAAGUCCAUCAACCGGAGUACCUCAAAGCAAUACUGUUUUGCCACUGAGGAAUGUGGAUUACCUGCCUUCUUUGGUUACAGCAAAUAGACUAUUUACAUGUAUG
Molecule: messenger RNA, 4048 nt
Organism: Salvelinus namaycush (lake trout)
Lineage: Eukaryota; Metazoa; Chordata; Actinopteri; Salmoniformes; Salmonidae
Product: dual specificity protein kinase CLK2-like
Exons: 13
Coding region: 113-1708 (531 amino acids)
Biological process (GO): regulation of RNA splicing; protein phosphorylation
Cellular component (GO): nucleus
Molecular function (GO): ATP binding; protein tyrosine kinase activity
Source: RefSeq, a predicted model, not a curated record